CAAUCAAACAGGCCAUAUUGCAACAUUUUACACUUGUCUGGGUGCCAAUUCAAAGACAGAGAUAAACAGUUUGAAAUCAGACAAUAUUGCAGAAUGGAAUUCGGAGAAUGAAUCCAAACACGGAUGGGUUGAUACCAAAUGACAAGGAAAGAAUGCCCUCCAGGGUAAAGCGAAAAAAAACCCCGUUUUUUUAUAUCGAUUAACUGCACCAAAGGCUGAUUUGACAGAACGUACGAAAUUUGACCCUUGACAAGCAAGGAUUUAUUAUUAUCCUAUGUUGAAUUGCAUUGUGUGUACUGUACGUGUCUUUUAUCAACUUUAAAUGUCCAUAUCGCGUUCAGCGUUUUUCCCCCUCGGAAUUUCAAACUCAAAUACAAGACCUUUUUAAUCUGGGUUAACUGGCGCUGUUUAGUAAAAAAAUAAAUAAAUAAAUAAAAUCCUGACUAUUUGAGGACGUAAUCGGAAAAUUAGUAAAACACAAUAGCCUGUUUUACGGUUUCUGAUUCAGUAUUGGCAGCAGCGCUCUGGGUACUGUUACAAAACAGUGACAUCUUCUGGUCAAUACGACUACUACUAAUCCAAAAAAAAAACACUACAACAACUAUUGUACUACUACGACUAGCCUAUUACUGAAACAACCAUUGAUAUUUAAACAUGACCAACCACAACUUUGUCCAUUUACUAAUAUCUCAGUUUGGUACGCAACAUUACCACACAAAAAAAUCUAGUUCUUAUACUGUAUGUGAUUUUUUUAAAGCAGUUCCUAAUGGAAAUUGGGCCUGUGUCUUUAAGAAUAUGUUCCAAGUUGCCUUUAGGCCAAAGUACGCCUGCAGGUAUUACUGUACCGUUUAUGCGAAUUCGCUCAGUAUGCGCACUCCACUAUGCACAAGUACCACGUUAUCGAUUCGAAUCGCAUGUAAAUUCUAACGAGUUUCAUAUCUAAUCCAGGCCACGCGUUACAACCCCGGUCCACCUGUAACGAGAAAUUCGAUUUGAUGAAAGGAAGCAAAGCGCAAGAUAGGAGACAGCGGUGCGGUUAAUGAACACAUUCGUCAGUCAGUGCCGGGGUGAGUGCGCAGUGCCUCAACAGUUGCAUUAAAAAAUUCUGAAACUGAGUGCUUUUAUUGUGAGAGAGGUGCUGUGCGGGAUUAGACAUGAUCGGGAUGCUGAGCAGGAGCAUACGAGCCGGUGCUACGCAAAAACAGAGUCUCUGCGCUCUAAACCGGACUACAUGGAGAAACAAAAAGCUCGUCCGCGGAUACGCUGCCCCACCGGCAACUUUGCACUUACAUGAAGACUGUUUGGAACUCCACUACAGAGGAAGUCGGAUGCAUUUGGACUACGUCUGGUUGAGGGAUCACUGCCGCUCUGACACGUCGUUCAACUUCAAAACAAACCAGAGAAAUUUGGACACCGGAAGUAUUGACCUCAACAUUCGCCCCGAUCACAGCACAGUGGAAGAUGACCACCUCAUCCUUACUUGGCCCGGUGGUCAUACAUCCAAGUACAGCCUUUGCUGGCUAGCUGAGAACAGUUAUGAGGGGAAGAAGCAGAGCACCAUACAGCCGCGCAUUCUUUGGAACGCAGACAUCUACAAUGACUCCCACGUUGCCUCCUCCAAGUGGGACACAUUCAUGAGCAGCGAUGAUGAAUUGAAGACGUUUCUGCAGAACUAUCUUCUCUAUGGGAUCGCUUUCGUAGACGAUGUCCCUGCUACAGUUGAAGCCACGGAAGCCGUGACUCAGAGAGUUAGUUUAAUCAGGGAGACGACAUAUGGAAGAAUGUGGUGCUUCACUUCAGAUUUUUCCAGGGGAGACACUGCCUACAGCCAGCUGGGUCUUGACCGCCACACUGACACAACUUACUUUCAUGAACCAUGUGGAAUUCAGGUUUUUCACUGUCUAAAGCACGAGGGUACUGGAGGAAGGAAUCUGCUUGUUGAUGGUUUCUAUGCAGCUGAAACCAUUCGUCAGCAAUCACCAGAACAUUUUGAACUGCUUUCGCAUGUUCCAAUCAGACACGAAUUUGUCGAAAGCGAUGACGGCCACCAUACCCACAUGAUAGGCGUUGGCCCCAUUCUCAAUAUCUAUCCUUGGAAUAAUGAAGUUUACUUGAUUCGAUACAACAACUAUGACCGAUCCGUGAUAAACACGAUACCUCACAACGUUGUUCGCCGCUGGUAUGUGGCUCAUCGACAGUUGACCAUGGAACUGAGGCGACCGGAAAAUGAGCUGUGGAUCAAACUCACUCCAGGAAAAGUGAUUUUUAUUGACAACUGGCGGGUCAUGCAUGGCAGGGAGGCUUUCACCGGCGUAAGGCAACUCUGUGGAUGCUAUCUGAGCAGAGAUGACGUUCUAAGCAAGGCACGGGGGUUCGGGCUUCAGGCAUGAAGCCAGUCUAAGAGAGCCCCUUAAGCACUUUUCAUCUCGCGAAAAGCUUCCAGGCAUUAAUUGAUCUGUUAAGUAAAAUCAUUAAUUACACUGCUUUGUAAUUUAUAUCGAUGAAUUAAAUAGACAGUUGCGACAUGAAACCUACACAGGCCAGUGCGGGGUAAUCCUCCAUGACAACCACGUUAAUAAUUUCUAUUUUUGUGAAAACAGACUUUUUGAUACUUACAUAUACAUACACACGAAUCUAACGGAGUGUCCUUUGUAUGUUUGAAGUGUUGAGGGCAAACAGUUUCAAUUGGGGACAUUUGCAUGCAGAAGCACAAAGAUGCAGUCACAGCGCGACUCUUAUUCCUUCAUUGGCUUUGAAGAGACUGCUGUAAUCGUAACCAUAGAAACAGCUGAGCAUACCGAGGCCCGCUUUGUUGUCCUGGUAAUUCAGUGAAUGAGAGCAGUCUGUCAUCAGGCCGUGCAAGGUGGCCAUUUUGAUCAAUAAGUGCAUGUGAUGAUGUCGCCUUUAGGGGAAAAGGUAUUGGAAGGGGGCGGCCCGGUAGUCCAGUGGUUAGCACGUCGGCUUCACAGUGCAGAGGUAACGGGUUCGAUUCCAGCUCCGGCCUCCCUGUGUGGAGUUUGCAUGUUCUCCCCGGGCCUGCGUGGGUUUUCUCUGGGUGCUCCGGUUUCCUCCCACAUUCCAAAAACAUGCAUGACAGGCUCAUUGGACGCUCUAAAUUGUCCCUAGGUGUGAGUGUGAGUGCGAAUGGCUGUUCGUUUCUGUGUGCCCUGCGAUUGGCUGGCAACUGAUCCAGGGUGUCCCCCGCCUACUGCCCGAAGACGGCUGGGAUAGGCUCCAGCACCCCCCGCCACCCUAGUGAGGAUUAAGCGGUUCAGAAAAUGGAUGGAUGGAUGGGGUAUUGGAAGGAAUUCAGAAUUUCAAAAGAUUUCACACGCAAUAAUUGAGACGACUGUGUAGAAGGGUAAUUGACUACAAAUGUAAAUAUUCAACUCGGAUUUCAAACAGGCUGAGCAAUGCGUUACCUAUUGCAUCAGAACAGAAACGGUAGUUAAAAUAUAACAAAAGAGAGUGGGAGCAGCUGCAACAGCAAUGUCCGGAAUUGUCUCACCUGAUGUGAGAUGCAUCUUAUGUGAUUGUUUUUUUUUUUUGGGGGGUGGGGGGGUUAGCACAAUCGUUUUUGUAUGUUUUGAAUGGCUCCCUACAAGAGUUGUUGGUACUAUAUUGAUAUUCAAUAAUAAACAUAAAAUUCAUCCAAAUAUAA
Hippocampus zosterae (dwarf seahorse) is the source of this 3661-nucleotide messenger RNA. RefSeq names its product trimethyllysine hydroxylase, epsilon (gene tmlhe). The record is from RefSeq and is a predicted model, not a curated record. Gene Ontology annotation, cellular component: mitochondrion. The transcript has 7 exons. Bases 1155 to 2390 code for a protein of 411 amino acids. Gene Ontology annotation, biological process: carnitine biosynthetic process. Lineage: Eukaryota; Metazoa; Chordata; Actinopteri; Syngnathiformes; Syngnathidae. Gene Ontology annotation, molecular function: trimethyllysine dioxygenase activity; iron ion binding.